Anarrhichthys ocellatus (wolf-eel) is the source of this 9973-nucleotide messenger RNA. It is a transcript of the gene kcna2b, whose product is annotated as potassium voltage-gated channel, shaker-related subfamily, member 2b. The record is from RefSeq and is a predicted model, not a curated record. Gene Ontology annotation, biological process: protein homooligomerization; action potential; potassium ion transmembrane transport. Bases 6583 to 8085 code for a protein of 500 amino acids. NCBI's taxonomy places the organism in Eukaryota, Metazoa, Chordata, Actinopteri, Perciformes, Anarhichadidae. Gene Ontology annotation, molecular function: protein binding; delayed rectifier potassium channel activity. Gene Ontology annotation, cellular component: dendrite; juxtaparanode region of axon; voltage-gated potassium channel complex. The transcript is spliced from 2 exons.
CUGUUAAGCACUUUGUGACUAAUGUCUGUGAAAAGCACUUUAUAAAUAAAUCUUACUUACUUACUAAUGACUAAAGGAUAUUCUAACAUCUUUAGGAAGUUGGAAUGACUGAUUUUAUUUUUGUUGUGGGGUCACUUGGGGGGCAACAGAAACAAUGUGUCAAUACAACAUUGACAUAUGAUCAGCUUUAAGUUGAUAUGGGUGUGUUUGUGUCCACCUGGUAAUAUUCUCUCUCUCAGCUCUGUUUUUGGUCUCUACUAACUGCGUAGGUGCUAAAUCUUUAACUGCUAAAUGAUCCGCUUUGUUCACAAUUAAUAAACAAUUGUCUGUUUGCCGUUGGUGCUGAGCCGAGCCAAACAACACUGUGAGAGUGAACCAAAACAGUUGACUCUCACUCCCUUUUGAAAUGAAUACAAUAAUGAUUACAAAUGUCCCUAACAUACAAAACAUGAUAGAAGAUAAGAUAACACUUUUGAUUUCCCUCACACCUGCCACCUACAAUGCAUUUUUCUCUGUGACUUGCAGUUAUGUGUUAUUUCCAUGUUCAGUAGCAGAGCCAUGCCAUUGGUAGCUGGGAAGGAUGGUUGCUAAGGGUGAUGAUGCUGUUGCUAGUGCUUCUGACUAAUUCUGGAUGCUGAUUGGCUGAUCAGUUACAGUUUCCAGCCACAAGCUGAGUAGACAAGGUGGGACUGCCCAUCCAGACAUGUGUAUUGUAUGUAAACACACAAAACAAUCUCAGACAAACACACUCAAACACAUGCAGGCGCACAAAUAAAAAAACAUUCAAAACAAUACCUGCAGCAUAUUCAGACACAGAUGACAUAAUAGAUUUUUUUUUCUAGCUGUUGGAGGGGUGAUCUGCUGCCAGUCAUCUCGGUUUUUGCUGUCAAAACAAACAGAUGGUGGAGAGGGUGAUAGUGUGAAACAGCGAGAGAUGCUGCUGUGCUCUGCUGGAUGACUCAUCACUCUGUCACUGUGACCUUUAUCUGCUACCCUCUCCACCUCUGUUGUCCCGUCUCCUCCAUUCAUUUUCAUUUUCUGCACAUGUUUAACUUCAUUUCCUGCUGACUGUGUUCGUCUCCUCACUUGCUCCUCCACCAAGCCUCUUCUCUGCAACGCGUAUGAGCUCUUCCUGACGUCAUUCCAACCUUUUCCUCGCUUUUCCGUCCUCCCUUGCGUCCUCCGCUCCUGUCACCAUCAUUUCUGUGGGGUCGGGUGUUGCCGUCCUCAACGAGGCUCCGGUAUGCUGGCUCUGACACGGUGCUGCCACAAGUCCCUGUCAAGUAAGACACACACCACCGACAGAAUGGCAACAGACUGGGGCUCAUAUACAUUAGCUGUUGAUUUGAUUGAACUGACUAGACAGGCUGCACUUAACUGCUGCUUGCAGUGUGGGAAGAAAACACUUGCUAGGGGAGAUUUGCACGUCAUUCAAUUAAUGUUUCAAAGCAUGCUGCUGAGCCUCAUUGUAAAGGAGAUCUCUUCAUAUGGCAAACAUAUUCAGCUGUGCAUACUCUUGCAGUAUAGAUAUCAUUAAUAUACUCCCAACUUUCCUCCCUAAGCUAAGCCACACCUCCAGACCAGUUGGGUCAUUGAUUUUCUUCUCUCUUGUUUUCGAAGGCUGUGAGAACAACAUAAAGUGAAACCACAUCCAGAAUCAAUAAUAGAGUACUCUACUCCAAAGGUGAGGACAUAUCUCAUCAUGAAAGCAGUGAUCCUCAUCAGCCUGGCUGCUCUCAACAGGCAGGUAGGCAACUUCCAAGGUCAAUCUCUAAAUAUAGAGGGACCCCAGAGGGAGACAUGCAGGGAGAGAGAUAAGUGAGGGGAGAAAAUGAAGAAGGAUGAAGGGACAAAAAAAAGCUGAUGUGGUAAUUAAGUUUCUUGGCUCAUUGUCAUAGAGGAGAAUGCCUGUUGCGGAGUGCUAUUUAGAUGCCUACACGCAAAAAUGAAUUAGGAAUAAAAUCAGGAUUUCCUUGUGUUCACAGGGAAAUGGAAGGUAAACAGUUUCUUGUCUUGGAGCUAUAAAGAAACAUGGAGUCAGUAUGACUUUGUCUAAAUGUGUGUGUCAGUGUGUGCACAUGUUCUAGUAGUGACUGCAUGCACAUGCCAAUACAGUAUGCUAUUACAUCUGUAUGUGAGUGUGUUGUGAGUGAGUGAUCACCUGCUGCAGCACCAGCAGAGGUCAUCCAGGACAGAGCCCCUCCCCUGCAGUCUGCUGUCAUAAGUUGGAUCAGCGCCCUCCUCUCUCCUUCACUCCGUCUGUUACUCACGCUCAUCAUCCCUCUCUCGCUUCCACACAUUCUGCUGCAUAGAAAAGGGUGGAGAUUUUUAGGCGUGCAGGUGUGCUGACUCACAUACUGACACACAAAUAUGCUGAUCAUCUCACAACAUAUCUCAACUGAGCUAUUUGUGUGGGAUUGCAGUGACGGAUCAAAAACUCAUUUAUUCUCUGAGUAGAAUAAUUGUAUUAAUUGUGCUUAUAUCUUGGGAACAAGGGGUUCUAUGCACAUUGUGUGUAGAGUGGGAACUCCCUGCACGUUCAUGUUGUCCUCACUAUUUCAUACACAUUUCUGAAAUGUUGGGGUGCCCCGUUAGCCAUGGGCCCCUGUCCAGCCACAGCAAUGCACCAGCUGGCACAAGAGAACACGGUCACAAAUUGCUCGAUGAAAGAAAAAAUAUGUAUUUUUUAAACAAUGAAAAAGUGCUCAGAUGUGAUUACAGGCAGUCAUGUGGGGUUGUUAGUUGAAAAGCAUCCUUAAGUUUCUUUAUGAGGUUCCAUGUGGUCUGCUCGGCUGAAUACAAAACAGAAUCAAUGGUUCCUUCUGCUGAGACUUGGCACAACCUGAAGGUGAGAGGGAACUGGAAACAGAAUUGAGGAUUUAAAAUGGUUGGAGAAUUAACAGCCCUCAAAACUCUAGAUCAACUGCACAAGAAAUAUGAAACUAUCAGUUGCCUACUUUAUUCUAUAGAUCAGAGGUUUUCAAACACUAAGGGUCCUCCUCAGACAAAAUCAAGACAGCUCUGCGCGAACACUCAAAUUCAUAUUUAAAUUUAUAUAUUUAUGGAAUCCGUCGCUCCUCCUUAUUUUUUGUCUUGCAGUUGGCAAACCGGAAGCAUAUUGUUAUGGAUUCAGUGAGUUCUUAUGUGGGCUACAACUAAAAAAUGUUUACGUUAUGGCAGCAUUGAAAUAUGCUUCAUUAACCAUUAGCCUUUCCUGUUUGGCUGUACAGUAUUCUAUAACUGGAUUACUUUUAUACCAAAGAAAAGGUGUAAAUGUUAUGAUUCUCAGGCAAGUUCUGGAGGUGUUAGGAGCGGCAUUUUUCUAUGACCUAUCAGUGUAACAGUUUUAUGAGCAAUGGAUUUCGGGGCAUAAAGGAAAGUGUAGGGCACUCUGAAUCUAAUUAUAAAUUUGUUUCCGAUUAUGAGAUUUUUUUAACACAAAUUGUGGCUAUCAGGCUUUAGGGGUUCUUUUUUCUGGCUAAUUACAGAUCUCCCUGGACUAACAUCUCUCUUAAACAUAUCAAACAUAUUGUCUCUGCACUAUCUGCAAAACAUUCAUUGCCAGUGUUAUUCUAUUGUUUUCUUGUCUGUUUUUUCCCCCUAGCUGGCAGCUAAAGGUUUGGGUAUGAUAAGGUUAGAUUGUGCCUCAGAUGGUUAAGGGAUCAUUCAUUUAUGGUUGGGUAUGGCUACUAAAACAAGUUGGUUAAAGAAAAGAGUUAUGAGCACUGAAUUCUAACAUGAAACGUUGCCAGUGUAUGCAAUUUCAAGGUAGUCACAAGAAUAAAAUGAAACAUAAAUCAUCAGAGAAUGACUCGCCUUUCCCCCAACCCCAACUAACUCGAUCCCAUAUCUCAUACUCUCUGUGCCCUCUUCCCCAUCCUGCUAAUAAAACUGUAUUCUAGAUAAUUGCUGUGAAUGUGGUGGCAGAUAAAGAAUCAUUACUCUUCUGAUACCCAGCAUUGGAUAUUGGUGGCUGGGCUCUUAGAUGCCCUCCAUUUAGAAUUGUGCCCUCUCAUUUACAGUCAUGGACGAUGAGGAUUUAAGAGUUCCAUCAGUGAGCGUGCUUAUGUAAAAGGGUCAAUAGCUCAUUGAGACCUUCAGCCAUCAGCUCUGUGCAGAGUGGGCUACUGCUGCAGUCCCUCUGGGGUUGGGUCAUCAUCUUAAUCAGUAUUUUGACACUUUCAUUGGAGAAGAAUUGCAUAACAUGUUCGACCUGUCCUUGGACAAUAGAAAUGGCAGAACAAGGAGAAUACAUGGGGGAGGACAUGUGGAAUUCCUCAUGUAUUCUUUAGGUAGUUGCGUCUCCUUUUUCCUUUCAUGUGCGUGUGAUUCCCGCGCUCUACCUGAAGACAUAUCACAUGACCCACUUUCAAGCAGUGGAGGAAAAAAGGGCAGGAAGACUGUCUGCAGGGAAACUCCUCUGAACUAGUUAUUUGACUGUGUAGCCAAUUGGUGUACUUGACAUUAAUUUCGUCUACUUACAUGAUUGCAAUAACAGCUGUUAGCAUUAGUCCUCUGUUUGUGUGAGUGUGUGCCUGUAUGUGCUUAACGGGUCUGUGCAAUAAUUAGUUACAGUACACAUGACAAACUACUGGAGCCUGCCUUUGUAUUCUUUUAUUUUACAUUAAUUACCUCACUGGGACCACACACCCAUAGAGUUCAACUUGUGGGUUCUACCAUCAUGAGCCCAUACUGUAAUAUUCUUCAAACUAAAGUAACAAAGUACACAGACAAACAUGUAUACAAAUAGAUUAUCCUUAAACAGACACAGAGGCAUGCCAGCAGCCAUUCAGACUGAUGUGGCAAGUGCUCAAACCAUGAGCUAUAUGAAAAUAAUGAUAAAAUGACUCGGUUACGAGUAGUUCAGGCAGGAACUUUGGUGUUCUGCUCAAACAGGACAUGCACAGGUAGCUGCUGGCUCAUUAUCCCUCAUUCCCUUAAUUCAUUGCUCUCAUUUCAGUUCAGAGGAAGACUUUCCACAUCUGCAUGUCUCUUUUCAAAUGUUUUCCUGACUGAAAUAAAACAUUUUACAUUUCGUAUUCUUUCUAUUCAUUUUCUUUCUAUCUUCGGGCUAGACCAAAUUUGCUGUGUGGACAUGUUUCUUUGAAAACCGUUACCACCCUGUGGUGGGCGAUGCUUCCCCUUUAAUGUGUAGCAGAGAGGACAAGAGUGUCGGGGAGCGCAGAGCGAUGGGGCGAGGCGCGCGUGAAGAUCUUAGUAUGCUCCGCGAUGCCCGGCUGCAGCCCACGCAUCUCAACUAUGGUGAAUUAUGGUGAAAUAUGAGAGACAUGGGAAGAGGCGGCAGCUCAAAAACAGUUGGUCGUGAUGAGGUGACACAUCCGCUGGACACAUUAGUCAAAUAAGGGAAGAAGGACAGCUAUGAAGGAAUGGACUCACGAACCCAAGGCACCUUUUAAGAGGAGACAAACUGGAUAAAAAUACAUGCGUCUGCGCACCAAGAGAACCAGGGUGAAUUCCUGCAUGCCAUUAUCUGAAAUAUAUGCUGUAGUCCGACAGAUAACGCUAUGCUGCUUUGUUUAGUGCAUGGAGUCUAUUGUGGCUGUCCAUGAUCCACACAGGAGAGGGUUGCAAAUGGCUUGAGCAUGUCUAGCACCUGCACUCCAAACUAACUCACUCGCGCUUGCCAGUCCACUACAACACUGUCGUGUAAUGUUUGAAAACCCCAGUGCAUGAACCGGGCUGCUUUGUCUCCAAAUUAGGGGGAAAAAAUAGGUUUGCAUCUAUGAAAAACGCCCUCAGAGGACUGCGUUUUUCCAUGGAAAGGGUUGCGAAAUUAAGCCUCCAUUUGUUACUAAUUUGCAUCAUUGGUGUAUUGAUAUGGUUAUUCCCCAUCAGAAAAAAAGAGGGUGAAGAUAAAGUAAACGAAUUAACAUUUUAACGAGCUAAAACAAAGAUGGAAAACCCUUCAGGAGGAAGACGGACCUGUUUGGAGAUCAAACAGGUGAUUUCGCUUUAGAUGAGAUCUGCCAUUGGUGCCACCGAGUAGAAAUACUGACAACAACGCCUCCCGCAAACCUCCCUUCCCCAAUAAGUCUCUGCAGAUAUCGCAGGAUUACAUUUGUUGUUGCAGGCGGCAGCGUAUUGUUCUGAAGAGGGGGCGUGAUAUUUUGCUGAUGCCAAACAUUUUUUAGAUUUGCUCACUUUAUUCCCAAACCACAACCCCACCCCACCAGCUUCAACCUGUAGCCUUAGCUGCAUCACAACAUGUAACUUAUCUGCUGGUCACUGAGGCGACCUCACGCCUUGUCCCAUCUCCCACUUCUGCGCCGAUGCAGAGCCAGAGCUUUGGGCGAUAUAUGGCUGGCAGAGAGGAGCUGCUCUGACCGCGGGGGGCUGACUUUUGACCGAACACUUCUGCUGGGCGCAUUACCACCAGAGGACACAUUGUAAACAAGCAUUACAAGCGUCAGUGCACAUAGUUUUUCUCUGCUUUCUUUCCUGUAGCUCUUCGCAGACGGAUCUUCCUGUACCCGAACCUGCGAGUGUGUGGUGCCUUUAUCUCCUCGUGGCCCGCCGUGGCCACACCCUGUCUGAAACCUGCAGGUCCCAUCUUCCUCCAGCAUGACGGUUGCUACCAGCGACCCUGCGGACGAGGCCGCAGCACAUCCGGGUCAGCCUCAUGACCUGUAUGACCCAGAGCUGGAUCACGAAUGUUGCGAGAGGGUCGUCAUCAACAUCUCAGGCUUGCGCUUUGAGACACAGCUCAAAACCCUCUCCCAGUUUCCAGAGACGCUGCUGGGGGAUCCCAAGAAAAGGAUGAGGUAUUUUGAUCCUCUCCGGAACGAGUACUUUUUUGAUCGCAAUCGACCGAGUUUUGAUGCCAUUCUGUAUUAUUACCAAUCUGGAGGGAGGCUGCGACGGCCUGUUAACGUGACCCUGGACAUUUUUUCUGAGGAGAUCCGGUUUUAUGAAUUGGGUGAGGAGGCUAUGGAAAUCUUCAGGGAGGAUGAAGGUUUCAUAAAGGAAGAGGAGCGGCCUCUGCCAGAGAAUGAGUUUCAGAGACAAGUGUGGUUGCUGUUUGAGUAUCCAGAGAGCUCAGGUCCUGCGCGCAUCAUUGCCAUCAUCUCUGUCAUGGUGAUUCUUAUUUCUAUUGUCAGCUUCUGCCUGGAGACAUUGCCAGUUUUCCGAAAUGAUGAUGAGGAGAUGUACAAUUAUCCAUUACAGUCCAUGUCCAACGCCACCUCUACCUAUGACAGCUCAGCUUAUUAUAAGGAUCCUUUCUUCAUCGUGGAGACCCUCUGUAUCAUCUGGUUCUCUUUUGAGUUCCUAGUUAGGUUCUUUGCCUGUCCCAGUAAAGCUGGUUUUUUUGGCAACAUCAUGAACAUCAUUGAUAUUGUGGCAAUUAUCCCCUACUUUAUCACCCUGGGUACAGAGCUAGCAGAGAAGCCAGAGGACGGCCAGGCAGGCCAGCAGGCUAUGUCUUUGGCUAUUCUCCGUGUCAUUCGUCUAGUCAGGGUGUUUCGUAUCUUUAAACUCUCCCGUCACUCCAAGGGGCUGCAGAUCCUGGGACAGACUCUGAAGGCCAGUAUGCGCGAGUUAGGCCUCCUCAUCUUCUUCCUGUUCAUCGGUGUGAUCCUCUUCUCCAGUGCUGUCUACUUUGCUGAAGCAGAUGAGCCAGAUUCCCAGUUCAGCAGCAUUCCUGAGGCCUUUUGGUGGGCAGUGGUUUCCAUGACCACAGUGGGCUAUGGAGACAUGGUCCCAACAACCAUUGGAGGAAAGAUUGUAGGGUCUCUCUGCGCAAUUGCCGGUGUGCUGACUAUUGCCCUGCCUGUACCUGUCAUUGUGUCAAACUUCAACUACUUCUACCACAGAGAGACGGAGGGCGAGGAACAGGCACAGUAUCUGAAUACCCCAAGUGUGCCUAAAGCCAGCUCAGCAGACGAUCUGAAGAAGAGCGGUCGGAGCGGCAGUGGGUCCACUCUCAGUAAAUCUGACUAUGUGGAGAUACAGGAGGCUGUGAACCACAGCACUGAGAACUUCAGACCAGAGGGCAUAAAAACAGGAAACUGUACACUGGCCAACACUAACUAUGUAAACAUCACUAAGAUGCGUACAGAUGUAUAAUGUGAGCUACUGUACAUGGUUAACUUCAGCUGGGGUCUGUCUGCAAGGGGAGGAUUAAGGUGUGACACUAUGUAUUGAAAAAUAUAUGGCACCCAGUAUUUGAGUCCAGAGCAGAUACGUGGGUUUAACUUGGAGAAAAGGUCAGUCAAGAGGACCUCUUGUUGUCUCAGAUCUUGUGGACCUAUCAGCGCAUAUCAUAGAGUGACCACCCAUCUUAUUUAGGACAUUGUCAGUGUCUGCAUGGAGUUAGUCUUACCUAUGUGACAGUAGUCACCCUGCUGGCAACAGUAGCCAAAUAGUAGCCUAACUAGUAAUAACCAAUAUUAACAGUGUUAAGGGACCACUAGUUUCUACCUUCUUGCUCAAACUGCUGCUGGGAGAAGAUGCACGAUAACAACAAUUUACAUCAGUGUGACAUUUAUUUAAAAAUGUAACUUAACUUAUUAACUUGUGAUUAAAAGCAGGCCAUAUUAUCAGCAUUCAUGAGCAACUUUAAUCUGCCGCUCUAACUGCCAAGGUCCUGACUCAGAGAAAAACAAAGUCACCAAGAUCACAUCUCUACUGUCAGGGGAAAACUGAAAUGCGCAAGAAGAGCGCAACAAUACGCUUUUGGACCAAAUGGUCCUUUGUUGCUUUCUCUGUCUGCCUGAGGGCCCUAGCAUUCAUCUCUUGGCCACUUCUAGAUAUGUCCAGUGCAAGCUAGUGGUUUCUGUUGAGACCAACAGAUAUAUGAUGUCCUGUGCUGUAUUACCGGACCAUAAAUAGCACACCUUUUUCCUGCCAUUUUUCUUCAAUGAAGCUCAAGUGGAUUUACAGUAAGAACACUCUCGCCAAGACUUUGCCUUUUUUUGUUUCCAGCCAAUGCAGGCUAGCAGGUGGACAAAAGAAAUGUCUCAGUAAACAGAAUGAAUGUUUAUUUAUUGUUGUGUAUUGAUUUGGUGUAUGUUUUUUUAGUAAUAUGAUGAAUGUGUGCUUCUCACCUACAUUUUUCGUUGAUUAAGAUACGUGAUGUAGAAAGAUAGUGAUUGUUUUCUCGGCGGCAUUCUGAGUGAGUGCCUAUUUCUCCAUCCUCUUAACUUUACCUAAAAGUGUCUCUUAAGCCGCCACCCUGGUCCACUGUAACAGAUGUACAGUAAGAAGUGUUCAGUUUAACACUGCCCAGCAUAAAUGUUGCUGUUCUUGACUUCAUAUCAUUCCGCGUUUGUAGAAAUACAUCAAAUGAGAUUAAGGGAGUAAACUAUAAUUACUUUCAACCAAGGUCAAGAUUUAUGGCAGCAAAGUUAACUUGUUUUAUGUAUAAGGCUUUUAUGGUACUGUAUUAACUCUAACAGUUUAAAAGGAUUUCUUUAAGGACCAACAACCAAAGACAGAGCACAGUGAUAAACUAAAAUGAAUCUAUGACACCUUUAAGGUCAUCGUUUCUCAUAUCACCAAUGCCAACUUUGUGAUACUCAGUCUGAUUUCCACCCAGGGAUCAAUACAGUAUUCUGAUUGCUGGAUAAGUGGCAAGAAGCAAUGACAUUUCUCCUCCUAAACAAUUGCUAACAAUUAUUAAACUUUGCCUGCUUCUGGAACAAGUUAAAAGUGUUGUUAGCUCAAUUAUUAGAUCACCAAAGACAAACUGCCACCUGGCAUUCUGUAUCCUGGGUUGUAAAAGAGAUUAAUUUUGUUCCCAGUAUUUGUUUUUCUUUGUGAUACUCAAUGCAGUUUAAGCAAUCAUUCCAUUGCCGCAUUUUGCCCACAUCAUUCAGGACCAAGGCUAUGUGUCCUUCAUCCGCUUUUUAUCAAACAGCAACUCUGCUAUUGUAGUGCUGAAUGUCCUUUGAAGUAUUCAUUGUAGCAUGAAUUAGUAUGAAUAAUAUUUAAAAAGCAAAUUGGCAUCAAUAUA